This is a messenger RNA of Pseudozyma flocculosa PF-1, 2985 nucleotides long. RefSeq lists its product as uncharacterized. The transcript has 4 exons. The record is from RefSeq and is a predicted model, not a curated record. Bases 1 to 2985 code for a protein of 994 amino acids. NCBI's taxonomy places the organism in Eukaryota, Fungi, Basidiomycota, Ustilaginomycetes, Ustilaginales, Ustilaginaceae.
AUGGCGAGGCGCAGCACUCCCGCCACGGCUUCGGCGAGGCGAAAUGUUGCGAUCCCUCCGAUCAAGUUUGCUCAGGAAGAUCCGCAGCGUCGGACCACGAAGAAGGGCGGCUUUUGGAGCUCGCUGUCUUCGUUUAGCCUCCGCGUUGCGCUCUUUUACACGGUCUUUGCUGCCCUCUGGCACUGUCCAUCCAGGCCCUUUGCUUUCGACUACUCUACCAAGGAUGUCCGUCCCGUCUGUCGCACUAUCGCACAGAUGCACCAGCAGCUCGCUCCCGUCAUCUCCCCGUACGCGCACAAGGUCCAGGUCGCCGCAGAGCCCUACACCAAGCCAGCCUUCGACGCUGUCUCGCCCUACGCACAAAGGGCGUGGAAGGUCUCGCGACCCUAUUAUAGGUCGGCUCAGCGGCGCGGCAGGCUGAUUUACAAGAAGCACAUCGACCCUGCCCGCAAGCGCGCCAUCAAGCGAGCCAAGGCAGAAGCCGAUCCGUACCUGAGGCAGGUCUACGCUCAGUACGACCGUCAUGUGCAGCCCCAAGUUGACUCAUUCCAGCGCCAUGUUCGGCCUUAUCAGGACAUCUAUCAACGCGAUGUCGCGCCCCACGUCGUGCUGGCCUAUCGGUACGGCGUGCAGUCCAGCCAUGCCCUCUAUGCGUUCUACGUUGACGCGGUCCACCCACACAUUGUCAAGGCGCUACAACUGCUCCACCGCUUCCUCGUUCUCCACGUGGAUCCGGCCCUGCGCCGCUUUCUCAGCAUUUACGUCCGACCGCAAGUCGCGAAGCUGGUCGCCCGGCUGUACGAGCAAAAGGCUCACUGGAUCGGAUCGGACGCCAUCAAAGCGGCCCAGGCCGAGAGCAGCAGGCUCGGCAGAGAUGCAGAUGCUCAGACAAAGGCCGCCAUCAAUGCAGCCGAGGAGGCCGCCCUCAAGGCGCAACAGGAUCCUUCCCUGAUGGACAAGAUCAGGCAGGCAAAAGAUGCAGUCUUCGCCGGCGACGACGGCCAGGAUCGCGUUGAGACGGCGAAGCUGGACGCAGAGUUGGACGCCGAAGGAGCUAGGGUCGAGCAACAGCUUGAGGCAUGGGAGACAGAGAUGGGCGCCCUCAUUCGACGCGAGUACGCGCUCGCCGUGAGCCGUCUAAUCGACCUGCGCAACCGCGCCAUGGCUGACCUGCCGGAUCGCUUCGGAACUACGUCUGAGACGUUCGUCGAGGACGAAGUUGCGCUCGUUCUGAGUCGGAUCGAACGAGGCCUGCGGAAGCUGGCCAAGGUCGAACCAGCCGCCGCACGUCCUGCCAAGGGCCGGGCUCUCAUCUCACAGCAGCUCGCCAAGCUCGAUCAGUCGGCCGAGGACACCAAGAGGCGCAUCGCCGCUUUUCACGAGGACCUGCUCAGCCAGGAGCGGCAGGUCGUGGAGACCAGCUUCCAAGAAAUCGUCCGCUUCGCCGAUGCCGCAAAGAAGACCUACGAUGGCAUCAUGGCCGACUGCAAGUUUGCCGCGACAAUGGACGAAUGGGAGGGCUGGGACAAGGGCGUCCGGAAGCGGGCGAGCCUCUACCUCGAGGAUCUGGGCGAGGUCCAGCGAGGGGAACGUCGGGUGAAUGCGGACAGUGGAGCUCGCGACCUUGACAGCGAGGCCCCUCGCUUGGCACCCGAAAUUGCUGCGCUGCGAAAGCACGCUGAACGCCUCUUCUCUGCAGCGCGCCGGGAGGUCGAAAAGUUUGGCGAGACCGGUCUGUCCCAGCUCGAGGGCAACGGCAUCAUCGCCAAGAUCUCAGACGUUGCAGACGCUGUCGCUGAUCAGGCCACCAACAUCAGCCUCGAGGCCGCAUCUGGGAUGCUCGCCGCAGUGGCUCUGGCGCGCGAAAAGCUGGGUCUGAGGGAACCGGCGGCGACCGAUGGCUACUUCGCACGCGCAAGGGCCUACGCUCAAAACACCAUCACAUCGGCAAAACAGGCCGCUAGCGACGUCACCACGUCCCAAGCCGAGGCAGUCGACGCAGUCGGGAAGGGAGCAGGAUCGAUCCUUGGCCAGGUGCGAUCAGCUGGAGACAAGGUGGCCUCUGCGGCUGCAACAUCCGCCUCGUCGUACGCCAACGACGUCUCUGGCGCCGUUCAUCAUGCUACUAGGAGCGCAGCUUCCGUAGUUGGCGCAUCCUUCACGCCCGACUCGCUGGCUGACUCCGCUCAGGGGCUUCGCGAUUCUGCUGCUUCCUUGGCGUCUUCAAUCGGCGACGCUGCGGCCGCCCCGGCGGCACUGCACCAGGCUACGCGCAGCCUGGGCGAAGUUUUUGGAAUCGAGCCAACCCCAGAGGCACCGGCCGAACACGUCGAGUCCGUCGCGUCGCGAGCAAGCAGCGUGGCGUCUUCCAUCGCUUCUGCUGCGUCGAAUGCCGUGGUCGACGCACAGUCUUUCGUCGUGCAGGCUCAGCCGCAGGAGACUGCCGCUUCGGUCCUUGGUGCCGCUGCCUCCGGCGCCUCGGCCGUCUACGUGGACCUCGCUUCUGCCGCUGGCAUCCCGACACGAGCAACCGCAGCGACAGACCGCCUCUCGAGCGCAGCGACCAAGGUGAAAUCAGGGGUCUCGGCGGCAAGCGCCUCUGUCUCGAGUCUCGCGCACGACGCCUCGAAAGUUGGCGUAAUUGCUGCCGGAGGAACCCCCCGGCCCGACACGCUCAACGAAGGCGCCGAUCAGAUCAUUGCCCUUGCCCGGGACGAGGUGGCAUCCGGCCUCAACGCGGCCGCGGACGCCGCUGCACCGAUCGUCUCACCCAUAUCUGCCAAAGUCGUCGAUUCCUCGAGCCGGUUCGUUGACCCGGCCGUCGAAACCCUCAAGAGCGCCGUACACCACGCGACGAGGUCCUUGCAAAGUGCGGCUCGGGCCACACCUUCCCCGGAGGGUGCGGCCGAACGCAUCGAGCAUGCCGGAAAGAAAGUGGAGGAAGCAUUCCAGGACGCCAUGUCCAGGGUGCGUGAUGAGCUGUGA